This is a messenger RNA of Nerophis lumbriciformis (worm pipefish), 16086 nucleotides long. The record is from RefSeq and is a predicted model, not a curated record. NCBI's taxonomy places the organism in Eukaryota, Metazoa, Chordata, Actinopteri, Syngnathiformes, Syngnathidae.
AUGGUGUUACCGGCAUCCCCAAGGGGCCGCUGUCCCCUACAAUAUGACCGGCUUUACCAAUUUGGCGCAGACGAAGAAGUGGGCGAGCGUGAUGGGGGACAUUUCCCACCAAUGGAGAACAUUGCUGCUUUCAAACCCGUGUCCACCUCCCCUGCUCGUUCUACCUGUGGGGUUCCGGAUCGGAGCGUCUACUGCCAGACGGCUUUUUCACAGGCUGAGCUUUUCAUGUGCCAUCAGGCCUCCUGCGACCAGGAGUGUCCCUAUAGAUCCUCCACGCCACCUUAUGCCCCACUGCUACUGCCUGCGUACAGGGGUGCAUGUGUUACAGAAGACUCUAAAGACACCCAUCCUCUAAUCCAUCAGUCGCCAGAGUUGGACAAUUUGUCCACCUCUUUGUCAAGUGGGGUUUCAUCUGUAUCUGGGAGUGUUCUGUUUCCUCAAGGCCAGCAGGAAUGUCUUCUGUCUCCUCCCUCUCAGAAGCUGGGCACUUCAGGAUCACUCACACUGGCAUUAUGGAUUAAACCAAGUUCCCUCGGAGAAAUGAUGUUGCUAGAGAAAAAGUCAAGGGACCAGUUGGUUUUUUCUGUGACCGUGUCGGAACUAGUUGUCAGUAUGAAAUACACUCAGUCCAGAAGUUCAACUCCGCUUUCUGUCAGCUUCAGAACAGAGGGACGACUUGUGAUGGACAGGUGGACACACAUUGUUUUACAGAUACAUGACAGACAUGUCAGCCUUUUCCUGAAUGGGCUCGAGGAGGAUGGAACACCUUUUGAGACCCAGUCACUGGCCGGCAGAUUGUAUGACAGCAGUGACGACAGCACCAUGAGAGUGGGACUUAGCUCGAAAGGGUCCAAUCAGUUUAUGGGACGGAUGCAGGACUUUAGAUUUUAUCCGGCCACUUUGACGAACAGGGAGAUAGUGGAGAUUUAUUUAGGUGUCCUACCACAGCUCCAUACCCAGUCUGAGUGUCGCUGCCCUCCCACUCAUCCCAGAGUGCAUCCUUUGGUAGAACGAUAUUGUAUUCCCAAUGCUGUUGAGGACACCACCAAUGACCGAGUCUUAAGGCUAAACCCCAAUGCACACCCACUCCCUUAUAUUAACGAUAAGGACAUGGGCACCACGUGGCGCUCAAACCUUAUGACCACACAGGAAUUGGACAAAAGGUUCACUGUUACUAUAGAUUUUGCAAAUGGACAGUACCAGGUGUUCUAUGUCAUAAUUCAGUUUGGUGGCCCAUUGCCCGAGUCACUUUUGAUCCAAAGGCAAAGACUCCCUAAUCAACAGAACACCACCAACACAGAGCAGUCAUGGUUAGACUGGCAAUACUUGGCUAAAGAUUGCAGUGUGUUCAAGAUGCAGAACAACGGCCCACUCCUGACACCAAGCUCGGUCAAUUGUCUCCAACUGCCAAGCGAGAGACACUAUUCUGGAGGUAACAUCACAGUCAGCCUGCUGAGCCCUGAGCCAAAUAUGAGACCAGGCUACAAUGAUUUUUAUAACACCCCGAUACUUCAGAAGAUGGUACAGGCCACUCAGGUCCGUAUACAUCUUGGAGGACAGUACCACACCAGAACUGCCGGGGUGGACCACCGACACAGACACUAUACCAUCAAAGAAAUCACUAUUAGUGGCAGAUGUGAGUGUAAUGGGCAUGCAGAUCACUGCGAUACCAGUUUAUCCCCCUACCGUUGCCUGUGUCUGCCUGAAAGCCACACUGAGGGAAACAAUUGCCAGCGUUGUGCACCCCUCUACAAUGACAAACCCUUCCGACCAGGUGAUCAACUACAGCCAAUGAACUGUCGGCCCUGCCAGUGCCAUGGCCAUGCACGCUCUUGUCAUUAUGAUGCACGAGUUGAUGAGCAACCAACAAAACAAUAUCUUGGAGGAGGAGGAAUUUGUGACAACUGCACGCACAAUACAAUGGGGAGGUACUGUGAGAUCUGUAUAAAUGGCUUUUACCGACUGGAGCAGUCAGAUCCUUCUUCAGUACAUGUAUGCAAGCCUUGCAAAUGCCACAUUGCUGGAACUGUCAAUGGUAGCACUGAAUGUUUCCAGGUUGGAGGCCAGUGUCGGUGCAAAGCUGCUGUAACAGGUCGGCGCUGUGCAGACUGCUCACCUGGCUGGUACAGACUUGAAGCUUCCAAUCCAGAAGGCUGCAUUCGCUGUAACUGCAGUGACAUGGGCACCAUCAGCUCCUCCACAGGAAGUGUUGUCAGCUGCAACCAGCAUACAGGACAAUGCCAAUGCAAAGCCCAUGUGACAGGUCUGUCUUGUGAUCGUUGUGAAUUUGGUUAUUGGAACCUGUCCAAUGCAGACGGCUGCAUCCCAUGCGACUGCGACCCCUCAGGAUCUCUCAGCCCGUUCUGUGAGCCGGAGGGAGGGCAGUGUGAGUGUAAACCUGGGGUGGGAGGGCAGCGCUGUGAUUCAUGUGGCCGCGGUUUGACUGGUUUGAGGCUAGAGGGAACAUGCACCCCUUGCAACUGCUCAGAAGAAGGAACAGUACCUGGGACAGACUGCGAUCCUUACACAGGCCAUUGUUUAUGCAAGAAACAUGUGGAAGGCCGUCUUUGUGACUCUUGUCGUCAUGGUUAUCACACCUUGGAGCUCCGAAACUCUUUGGGGUGUCUGCCAUGUUCAUGUGACAUCACCGGCACUAUGCUGGAAGGCGUGUGUAAUAAGCUGACUGGGCAGUGCCCGUGUAGAGAGGGGGUGGAGGGGAUGCAGUGCACUAACUGUGCCCCUAACUACUUCAACACAAGUUUGGAUAUGCAAAAUGGGCCAUUCCUAGGCUGCGUACCAUGCAUAUGCGACCCGAGAGGAACAGUGGUUGGCUCAGUGUGUGAUAGCACUACAGGUCAAUGUGUGUGCACGCCAACACGCCAUGGAAAAAACUGCAGCGCAUGCCGACCUGGUUUUUACCUUUCUCCAGAUCAGAGUAUGUGUGUGGAGUGUGACUGCCAUCCCAUGGGGGCAGUCCAACGCAAGUGUGAAAGUCAAACUGGCCGGUGUGUGUGCGCCCAUCCCUCGGUAGGAGGCCGACGCUGUGACCGCUGUCAGGAGACUUUCUUUGGAUUCAACCCUGGCCUAGGAAGAUGCCAACCAUGUGAUUGUGACCCUAUUGGCAGUGUCAAUGGCUCCUGUAAUUCCGAAUCAGGACUGUGUGACUGUAAGCUGCUGGUUACUGGGGACAAAUGUGACACAUGUCAACAUGAUGCAAGCCAUUUAAGUGCAGAGAACGUCUAUGGCUGCAGUAAAGCCCCAUCUCAGCAACCUGCCCCUGUAGCUUUUGCUCUCAGCUUUUCUUCCAUUAAUCUGACUUGGCAUCAGCCUGACUCCCCAAACUCAAACAUACUCAACUACACACUCAUAAGGGACUCGCAACCGCUGCACAGCAUACUGCGCAGCUAUCCUUUCCAGCCUGAAUCAUACACAGACUCUGGUUUGUCUCCUUACACCAACUAUUCCUACUGGCUUAUUACGGCUAAUAUUGCCGGUGAGACAAUUAGCGCAACCGCUCCCUACCAAACUUUAGGCGCACCACCUUUAUUGGAUCAGCUCCAUUUAAACCUUGUAGGACGACCUGGCUCUACCAGUGCUAGCUUUAACUGGAGCGUACCACUAAAUAACACAGGCCCGGUGGAGAGGUUUGUGUUGUCCUCCACGGAAUCCUCUAGCGGAGCAAAGCCUGUCAUCCAUUACACAGGUUUAUCGACUGAGGCCAUGGCAAGUGGUCUAAAAGCAUUCACCCAGUACACUGUCACUCUUGAGGCAUGUUCAUCUGGAGGCUGCACUUCCACUUUACCUUUGUCACUCCUGACAGCGGCUGCCCCCCCACAAAACCAAUCCCCACCCAAGGUCACUGCUACUGGACCUCACACCCUUUUUGCUUCAUGGGAGCCUCCUGCUCACCCAAACGGAGUUAUCACAAGGUAUGAGCUUUUUUUACGGGGGCCGGUGAAGCCUCAAAGCCUGUCACCUCCGACUGGUGGAAAAAAAGUAUUUGUCAGCACUGGAUGGCUGGAUCCAACCAUCCCGUCUCAAGCACCGCUCAGCAAUAGAAGCACAGCUUUGCCCCCUGAGAACAGCACAAUUGUGGCUGGUCUGCAGGCCUUUUCCACCUAUCAGAUGAGAGUCGUUAGUGUCAACAUGGCAGGAAAUGUCACAUCAGGGUGGACCACCACACACACAAUGGAGGGAGCUCCAGAAUGGAUGGCUCCUCCAGAUGUCACUGCACUGUCCUCCACCAGUCUAAAGGUCACAUGGAGUACUUUGGAAGGUCAAGGGGUCAUCGCCAGAGGGCAGGUCAUAGAAUAUCAUGUCAAUUUGCUGGUUGAACAGACAAACAACACCUAUUCUCCUCCAGUUAUCAGCCAGGUACUGCAACGGUUUGGACCCUUAGACCAGCCCCUUUAUAUAGCAAAGGGGUUGAAGCCUUACCAUGUGUACAACUUCACUGUGACGGUCUGCACUAAAAAAGGCUGCAUUACCAGCAUUGGACGAGCUGGUCGGACCCAACCAGCAGCUCCAAAGGGAUUUUCCCCACCUCGACUGUUCCCAGUGAAUGAAAGCACCAUUCAGAUAGAAUGGGAUACCCCGGCUCAACUCAAUGGACCGCACCCGAUGUACCAGGUGGAGAGGACAGACGUGUCUCUUUCUGACCCAGGAGGUCCUUUCACCAGAGGCACCAGGUUCUCUGGCAGUAGUUACUACCAGUUUCCCAGUGACACCCUGCCCGUUAACACUGAAUUCACUGGUGUUGAAUUAAGUUUCAAGACUCACUCACCAGAUGGCUUGCUGCUCUGUGCCAUGUCUCCUGGAAAGCAGGAAGAAUUUCUGGCUAUUCAGAUUGAAAAUGGACGUCCUUACUUUCUGUUUGACCCUCAGGGCGCAAUGGUGGCUGUUAGUGCACAAGGGGACGGGGGCCGCCUCUACAAUGAUGGAAAAUGGCACCACAUCAUGGCCAAAAGGCGAGGGGCCGUGGGAACAAUCGUUGUGAACAAUCAAUACAGAGGUAGUUCUUCAGCCUCCAGUGGCAGCACUAUAAUUGGUGAAAAUACAGGAGUGUUUAUCGGAGGACUACCGGAAGAUUUCAUUCUGCGACGGAAAGAUUCAGGGGCUGCCCAGUUGAUGCGACAGGGGUUUUCUGGUUGCCUGAGAGAUGUGCGUUUCAAGAUGACUGACAGCCCCUUGGAGGAGUGGAGAUCUCUGGACUGGACUAAAGCCACAAAUAAAAUGUCAGCCUAUGAAAGCUGGGAGGGAUGCCCGAUUCAUACUGCUGAAGGAGCCCAUUUUCUGGGUCAUGGUUACCUGGAGUUAAACAGAGAUGUGUUUAGCGGAGGAAAGGACUUUGACAUCUCAAUGCACUUUAGAACAGAUCAUCUCAAUGCACUUUUGUUCUUUGCAUACAAUACACAGACGGAUGAUUUUAUCCUGGUGGAGCUGAAGGGCGGCCUCCUCUCAUUUGUUCUCUCAGUCGACAGUCACGUGACUGAGUUAAGCAUGUGGGCGGGACUUAGCUACUGCGAUGGAGACUGGAAGCAGCUUUCACUGGGAAAGCGUGGCUCACUACUCUCAGCUGCUGUCGAUGACUGGGCAGAGCAGACGAAAGGACCAGAUGCAAUGGGAAGGCUUAGGGUUGACUCACCAUUAUACUUGGGUGGCGUGCCUGGUCAGCUCACACAUAGAGCUCUGGACAUCCACAGUCACAGACAUGGCUUUGGUGGUUGCAUAAGAGGCCUCACCAUUCAAAGUGAUAAAACAAGCCCCCUUGCCAGUCAAAUUGUUAAUCUGUCUGUAGCCUCAGGACGCUCUGUUAGAAUCUACCUCGAUGGUUGUCCUAACAGUGAAAGUCGUUACAACUGCAGGGGCAAUGAUUCCGUGUUGGCCUUCACUGGUAGAGUGACACAUGCCUUUGAUUACAGUCUACAGCCAUUCACUGAAUACUUGUAUAGGAUCGUAGCUUUGGGCGCAGGAGGCUGGGCAGCCUCGCCUUGGCAAAGAGGACGCAGCCGUGGUAAAGUACCAAGCACCAUUCCACCUCCUUCUGCAGUGCAGAUUUUGAAUGGGUUCAGUGUCAAGGUGAGCUGGGCUCCACCCACUGGUGAUGUUAGAGGUGUGAUUGACAGGUAUGUGUUGAAAGCAUACCUGAGAGAGCAGCCAGAGAUGCCACCUGUCAAAGCAGUAUACCUGGCGAAUGGAAAUUUUACAGGUGUUUUGUCCAGUCUCACGCCAUCCACUGAAUACGUGGUCACUAUAAGUGCUUGUAUUGCAACGGGCUGCACAGAGAGUAUACACGACAGUGACAUGACUGAUUUAAGAUCAGUCCUCAAAACUCCCGAGGAAGCUCCUGAUGCCGUCUCUGCUCCAUCUGCACUCUCAUUUCCCUCAGCUCUUUUUGUCACCUGGAAACCACCAGCAAGGCCCAAUGGAGUCAUUACACAGUACCGGCUCUAUCAAAAUAACCAAAUGGUCUACAGCGGAAAGGAGAGACACCACAACAUUACUGGACUUGGCAUCUAUACCGCACACGUCCUGCUGCUGUCUGCGUGCACUGCUGCAGGAUGCACCAACAGUUCAAAGGUCACAAAGUUAACCUCUCAGCUUCCACCUGGGCCGUUACGAGCACCAACCCUGACCUUGCUCGACUCACGGACCAUUCUGGUGGAGUGGACUCGACCUUCUGAAAUCAAUGGUGUUCUAAAGUCCUAUUCCAUCUUCGUAUCCGAAGGCGGGGCAGAGCACGCCAUUGUCCACAACAGUUCAGAACUUGUUGAAGACCACACGCUCCGCAACCUUACUCCUGGCACGGCCUACAACAUCACUGUGGCUGCUUGCACUGGUGGGGGCUGCACUCGGAGUUCCUCGGUCCAGGUUGUUACUGAAGAAAGCACCCCAGAGAAUGUCCCAGCACCACUGGUCACGCCGUUAUCCCCACAUGCACUGAAUGUCAGCUGGACAGCUCCUGGUACACCAAAUGGCAUCCUAACCAGUUAUGGUGUUUGGAUGGAUGGUGUUCUUAUUUCAAACUCCAGUUCCUCUCAGAGGUUUUUGGUGGUGAAGGAGCUUUCCCCGUGGAGCAAACACAUACUCAGGCUGCAGGCCUGCACAGCGCGUGGUUGUGGCAAGGGACCAAUGGUGGAAGUACACACAUUAGAGAUGGCCCCGGCAGGCCCAGUCCUGCUCGAAUUGGCCAACCACAGCUCUCGGUCACUAAGAGCCCGAUGGACUGCUCCUCCCAGACCCAAUGGCUACAUAAGAUACACACUACACUAUAAAAGUGAAGAUGGCGAUGCGGUGCUGGACGGUGGCACGGAAGCCAGCAGGUGGUUGACUUUGACGGACCUGCAGCCGUACACCAACUACAGCUUCUGGGUCGAAGGUUGCAACACACGAGGCUGUGUUGAGAGCUCGGUGCUUAAUGCUACUACGUCUCCUGCAGCUCCAGACGGACUGUCCACCCUGAGACUAACUCACGCCACAAGCAGAAGUCUAAAUGUGUCUUGGUCCGGACCAGCCCGCUCUAAUGCUCCGGGCCCUCUUCACUAUAGUCUACAAAUGAGGACAUCACCCGAGAGACCAGUGAUAAGGCUGCUGGAAAAUGUGACCGAUACUUUCUCCUACAACGUGCUGGGCCUGUCUCCGUUCACUCACUAUCUAUUCCGACUGGUGGUUUCACAUAUUCAUGGACAGACAACAGGCCUCUGGGAAGCCCUUCGUACAACAGAGGAACGUCCAGGUCCACUUGACCCGCCUACUAUAUCAAGACUUCAUUCGCAUAACGUGACGGUCACAUGGAUCCCGCCCCUCCAACCAAAUGGCAUCAUAAUAAGUUACAGCCUCUAUCUACACUCUGACUCUGGCUAUGUUUUAGAUAACAAUCCUGGCACUAAAUUGGAACCCAACUCAAAACAAAACAUCUCAAAGGGCCUCCAGACUCAAGAGUUCACUCAUAUAGGCAAUACCAGUCAAGGUUUUGGUCCAUCCGCUCCAUCAGUCAAUGUUUCAGGCAAUACCACAAUCUACACCUUCCUUCACCUCCUGCCAUAUCAUUUCUACAACGUUCAGCUGGAAGCGUGCACCAGUGUAGGUUGUUCAGUGUCCAAAACUGUGCAAUUUCAAACCUUUCCAGCCCCUCCUGAAGGCAUCCCUGCACCUCAUCUUUAUUCUGACACCCCUACCUCAGUUCUCCUGUCCUGGGGUGCACCACAGCGCUCCAAUGGAGUUUUAGAGAGGUGGCUGAUUGAACGCAGAGUUGCUGGGACGGAUGAAAUCUCCACAGUAGGCCAUCUUCCUCCAGGCCCUCUUCCUCUCUCCUUUCUGGACUCUUCAUCAGCACUUAGUCCAUGGACAAGUUACCACUAUAGACUUGUCCUUCAGAAUCAGGCUGGCAAUUCAAAAGGACCUUGGGUGGGUGUCACUACCAGACCUUCCAGACCUGCUGGUGUGAGUCCGCCAAGAGUCAAAGUGUUGGGACCAGAGUCACUACAGGUCACGUGGGCUCCACCUUUGAUUCCCAAUGGCGAGAUCCAGGGUUAUGACAUCCGUCUCCCACAGCCACGCAUCUUCCACAGUGGCGACACCACAUCUGAUCUUAAUGUCACAAUAAUGAAUCUAAUUCCUUACACAAACUACAGCGUUACUGUUUUAGUGUGUUCUGAGGGGGGUGGAUUUGUUGGCGGUUGCACAGAAAGUCUACCCACUCCAGCUACUACUUUAGCCACCAGCCCCCAAGGCCUGGCACCACUGUCAGUAGUGUCUGUCAGUGAGUCCUUUCUUGCUGUCUCUUGGCAACCUCCGCACAGACCUAAUGGACCAAACAUCAGAUAUGAGUUGCUACGACGUAAAAGCCACCAGCCGCUGGCCGUCACUGCGGUCCCCAUAGUAACAGCCCAAUUCCGUAACCCUUCGGAAGAUCUCCAUCGCUGGCUCCAUGUUUACUCCGGCACCAAAUUGUUCUACCAAGAUAAAGGCCUAAGCAGAUUUACCCACUACCAGUAUCAGUUAGUGGUACGCAAUGACAUGGGCUUCACUUCAGGAGAGAUUGUCUCUGCGGUCACCAUGGCUGGAAUUCCUCUCCACAGUCCAUCUCUGUUUGCAUACUCUCUCAAUCACACAGCGGUUUACGCCAACUGGACGCCACCAUCGUUGCACAACCUGCAGGGUGAAGUGGAGUCAUAUUUUCUCACAGUUGUCUCUGCUAACUCAAGACAAAACCUGGUCUUUCCCGCGGAAAUACUCUCCACAGUUGUGACUGACCUCUGGCCCCGGACCACCUACACGGUGUCAUUACAUGUGUCUAAUGGUGCACAUAAUACAACUAAGUCGAUAGUUAAUGUAACCACGCAGGAUGGAGAGCCAGAUGGAAUGUCCGCCCCAGAAGUGGUUCCAGUUAACAGCAGCACUGUCCGCGUGCUCUGGUCACCUCCUCUACGACCCAACGGGGUCAUUACUGCUUACCAGGUUUACGUUGAUGCCCGCUUCCACAACAGUGUAGACAACACUUCGGGGUCCUACUUGCUCAAGAAUCUGUUGCCUUUUACAGUUUACAAUGUUCAGGUGGAGGUUUGCACCGUUUAUGCAUGUGCUAAAAGUAAUGUUACUCAGACAACAACUGUGGAGGACGCACCCACGGACAUAGCACCACCACAUGCACAAGUAGUCAGUCCAAGGGUUGUCAAGUUGGACUGGUCACCUCCCGGCCGACCAAGUGGCAUCAUGAAGGGCUACGAGGUCUUAAGACGGACCUUUCGGUCAUGUGUCUCUAGGUCAGCUGGACACACGGCCCAUGUGUGGAAAAAGUCAGAAGAUGGAAGCAGCGGAAUUUUCACUUGCUCCUACUUGCAGUGUCCAUCUGCACAUCAUAUGUGUGGGACAUCAUGCUUCCACCCUGACAAACAGGUUUGCUGCACUGGAACAUUGUACCAGAAGAUCCAGCAUCAUUACUGCUGUGCAGGACAUUAUCUAAGCUUUACAAAUUCCACCAGUCCAGUCUGCUGCAAUGGCAAACUGUUGCCACCUCUCCCACACCACCACUGCUGUGGAGGAUACUAUGUUCACCUGAAAUCUGAUGAAUAUUGCUGCCCCGACCACUCGCAGGGCCGUGUCUCAGUGGGGCCGGGGGACAGCUGCUGUGGGGGCGCUCCCUACGCCACCACAGGCGGACAGCUGUGCUGCAGUGGUAGCCUCCACGAUGGCUACGGAGUUCAGUGUUGCGGAGGCCACAUCGUAGAUGAUGCACUGGUCUGCUGCGGUGGUGCUGACUCGGGACAAGUGCAUACAUACAUUCCAGGUUUCUCCUGCUGUGGUCAAGAGUACAUCAACUCCUCUACAUCUCUUUGCUGUAUGGGCAGUGAUGGAGUUCCAACAAUGCAUCCGUUGGGCAAUACAACAGUCAGACUGCAGUGCUGUGGGUCAAAUGUCAUUCUUCAAGAGCAAGAAUGCUGCAAUGGAGUUGGUUUUGAUUCUCAACGACAUGUGUGUGCCAGCAGGCCUACGCCAGGCCUUUCGAUUGAGAGUUUCUGUUUGCAGGGCACUGUGUGUCCUGUGUCCGCAUCCUCAACAGCAUACUGUGGUUCCUGUGACAUUGACCCAUCCACAACUGCCUGCACAUGGGUCCUGUCUGCACAUCCUGACACUCCCUCCACUACAUACUCACCUACAAUCAACGCCACAUCUGAAGCACUCAUCCCAGCAUCCUCCACACAUAACAACAUCAGUCAUCUGCACAAUGGCGUUGGAAGUGAUAGGGCGGGUUUGUGCCCAUCCCACGAGGAAGUAAUAUACAGUGGUGAUGCUAAAAGAUAUACAUAUACAGAUUUGAACUUGGAGCCCUUCACCAAAUACGAGUACAGAGUGACGGGCUGGAACAGCUUUGGCCGAGGCUCUAGCGAUGUUAUCACAGUGACCACCACUGAAGACAAACCAUGGGGAGUACCCCCACCUCGGUGGAGACGUCUGGAUGAACGGAAUGACAUCAUUCAGUGGCACUGGCAAGCACCUGCUCGACCUAAUGGUGUCAUAACCCAUUAUGUGAUACUGCGUGAUGGACAAGAGCGAUACCGUGGUGAUGAGAAUAGUUUCACAGACAUGGGUGUGAUCAGCCAUCUCCAAGAAUUCAGUUACCAGUUACGGGCCUGCAACAGUGCUGGAUGUACUGAUAGCACAAAGAUGGUGGCAGUAACAGUUCAAGGAGUCCCAGAGGGGGUGCAGUCUCCAGUGGUAAGAGCUUUGAGCCCCUCCUCUCUUCACAUGAGCUGGGUCCGACCCACAAGUCCCAAUGGAAGAGUGCAGUGGUAUCACCUGAACCAGACUGGUGUUGGCACCAUAUUUACACACACACAGGCACCCGGGAAUUAUACAGUGACUGGUUUACAGCCAUUCACAGACUACACUUUUGUGCUGGUGGCCUGCACAGCUGUGGGAUGCGGCGCAAGUUCACCUUCCACAGGACGCACUUUACAAGCCGCUCCCACUGGUGUGUGGUCCAGACCUAGACAUGUGAUAGUCAACACAUCUGUAGUGGAGCUGUUCUGGGAUCAUCCGUCCAGGCCCAAUGGACUCAUCUCCCGAUACAGACUGCGCAGAGGCGGUCGCACUAUUUUUACCGGAGAUCACCGUGACCAGAAUUAUACCGACGCUGGACUCCUGCCAGACCGCAGGUAUGUUUAUGAACUGGAAGCCAUCACAGGCGGUGGUGCUGGUUUGAGUGACAAACAUGUUAUAAAAACACCAUCCUCAUGUCCCACUGGGAUCCCAGCUCCACACAAUGUGACAGUGAGCGGCCCCCACUCCAUCUCCUUGGCCUGGACCCCUCCUGCUCGCUUCAACAUUAGACAACCUCUAAAUUAUAACAUCCUCUUGAAUCCUGGAAGUGAAGGGGCCACAAUGCAUCCAACGGGUCAAGACCUAAACCUCAUUGUGAAAGGUCUUCAGCCUUUUACCAACUACUACGUGCGUGUACAAGCUUGUCAAAGUGAAGGGUGUUGUGUUGGAAACGGUGUGAAUGUUCGGACUUCGGAAACUGUGCCCGAACAUUUAUCGCCACCCACAGUAACAGCGGCUGGUGCAAGUUUCUUGGAGAUCCGUUGGUCUCCACCCAAAAAACCCAAUGGCAUCAUCACCUCAUACCAUAUAUACAGGUCCCCUAUGGAAACAGAGGAAGAACUGCUAGUUUUCAUCUGGUCCAGUGGACCACUAGAGUUUUUCGAUGCAAGCCCCUCCUUACAGCCCUUCACCUACUACCAGUACAGGCUUCAAGCCCAUAACUCAAAAGGCUCGGUUUUCAGCCGCAGAACGUUAGCCCGGACACUGUCGUCAGAACCUAAAGAUAUGAGCCCUCCCACAGCCACGCCCACUGGUGCAUACUCCAUUUAUUUGAAAUGGGGUGGACCAAAACAACCCAACGGAGUCAUUUCUCAUUAUAAACUGCUUUACAAGAAGCACCAGCCAGACCCAACACUUAACUCACCUGCAGUAACUGCACUUACUGUGGAGGGUUCAACCCUUGAAGCAAACAUCUUUGGGCUUGAGCCGUACAGAGAGUAUAGUCUACAAGUGGAGGCUGUAAAUGAAGCAGGUAGUGUGUCAAGUUCAUGGGUCACCAGAAGCACCCUGGAGGCUUCUCCUUCUGGAUUAGCUAACUUGACUGUGGAGCAGAAAGAGCAGGGCAGGUCGUUGCUGCUCAAAUGGGAUCCACCAAUUUCUCCAAAUGGAGUCAUCACGAUGUACAAUUUAUAUAGCGAAGGAAACCUGGAGUUUAGCGGGCUCUCGCGCAACUUCCUGUUUCGGCGCUUGGAACCAUGGACUGCGUACACUCUGACUCUUGAAGCUUGUACGUCAGCGGGAUGCACGCGUAGCCUCCCUCAGCGUGUUACCACUGAUGCUGCACCACCGGCCUCGCAGCCCCCUCCCACAGCCCUUUCCGUCGGUUCAGACCACGUGUCGCUCACCUGGGGAGCGCCCGCACACCCGAACGGGCCCAUUGGCGAGUACUACUUACUGGGAAGAAGUCUGGAUCAGGUGGGCAGGGGAAGAAGGAGAGAUGAGGAUGUUCAAAGAGAGAAAGUGCUGUUUAGAGAAUCAUCUCCACAAGAAAAUGACACUUUCUCCUACACAGUGACUGAUUUACGCCCUUGGACUCAAUACGAGUUUGCCGUACGUUCUCACAACCCCGCAGGCCCUACCCAGAGCUCCUGGUUAACCGUAACCACCAGGCAAGCCCCCCCUCGUGGCCUUGCCCCACCGACCGUAAGUCACCUUCAGGGCCAACCCAGUGAAGUAUUGGUGUCGUGGAAUCCUCCUCUGGAACCCAAUGGCGUGCUCCAGUCUUACAGAAUCCAGAGAAACAAUAUGAGCUUCUCCUUUAGUUUUGACCCAACGGUGCUAAGCUACACUGACGAGGAUCUUCUUCCUUUUGCAAAAUACAGCUAUUCAGUCAUAGCCUGCACUUCCGAGGGCUGCACCACAAGCCCUUCCACUAACAUUACCACAUUAGAGGCUCCCCCCGCUGCCGUAGAGCCUCCCAUGGCGAACUCCAUCACGUCCAGCAGUAUGAAUGUUACAUGGACUAAACCGCCCACCCAAAAUGGGGAAGUGACUGAAUAUGUCCUCAAAGUGAACCGUGAAGAAGCUUAUCGUGGUAGAGAGAUGAAGACCAUUGUGGUCAACCUCGAUCCUCACACAUCAUACCAGCUGGUGCUUUUGGCAUGUACCAGUGGUGGAUGCACUGCCAGUGCAACAAUUUCCACUGUGACAGAAGAGGCUCCUCCUUUGGACAUGUCUGUUCCCAAUCUUAAGGUCACAGGUCCUGAAUCGGUAGAAAUCACCUGGAGACCACCACAGAAACCCAAUGGCAUCAUCACAGGCUAUGAACUUCGCAGGGAUGGUCAACUAAUCUACGUGGGCCCUGAGACUCAUUACCAUGACUUCACUCUUCUGCCCAGUGUGGAGUACAGCUACUUUGUCAGGGCCAACAACAGCAGAGGGGCGGUGAGCAGCGCCGCAGCCACAGCGAAGACUCAUGCGGCAGCUCCUUCAGGGGUUGGUCCCCCCUUUUUGUCCCCACUGGCGCCAAAUCAGGUGAAAGUGGAGUGGAACAUUCCCGCCCGUCCUAAUGGAGAAAUUAUUAGUUACACAAUAUAUCACAGAGAGCCGGUCCAGCUCCGUGUCAGCAGCACUGUGUACACUCCACAGGACAGUGUCUUCUUCGAGAGACGCACUUCUCUGCAGGAGCUUUAUCCCUAUCGCAGGUAUGAGGUUAGGUUGGAGGCAUGCACAGAACUGGGCUGUUCCUCCAGUGACUGGUCUUCCAUUCUCACACCGGAGGCUCCCCCCGCCGGACAGGCGACGCCCCUGUUGGACCUGCAGCCUGACAACCACACCGGCCUCCACACCACAUUCCUGCUCACCUGGUCACCUCCGGCUCAGCCAAAUGGGAGGUCUCCUCAUUACGAGGUGUACCGCAGAUUGGAACACCCCACCGAUAGCUACAUGAGUGAUGCAGCGACACUUAUCUACAAUCAAUCAUCCACAAGUUGCAAGGAUGAGGGUCUUCUGCCAUAUACUGCUUAUCAAUACCAGCUGUGGGCAGUGAACUCAGCUGGCCGUUCUCCCAGUCAGUGGGUCGGUGGAAGAACAGGACCCGCCCCACCCGAAGGUCUCGCUCCGCCCGCUUUAAGGCGCAUCUCAGCCACCACGGCUGUGGUGGAUAUGCAUCCUCCUGCUCGGCCCAACGGCGUCAUCAGCCUUUACCGGGUGUUCUCGCUGGGCCGCAACGAUGACAUCACUCUGCUCUCAGAGGGAACAUCCCAUCAACAGACACUUCAUGGUUUACUGCCUUACACGCAGUACAAGAUCGGAAUAGAGGCCUGCACCUGUUAUCAGUGUUGUAGCCAGGGACCAGUAGUAGAGCUACGCACCCUAGCCGCCCCCCCAGCCCGCCAGCAGCCUCCUCGUCCUGUCACGCUGACCUCACGCUCUGCUCAGCUGGCCUGGUUUGAGCCUCUGGAGCCCAAUGGAAUCAUCGAGAGCUGUGAGCUCCAUCGCAGAACAGCCUGCCCGCAGCCCCCCCAGCCUGUGAGCCACCCUUGUGUUAAAGGCCCUCAAGACAUCACAUUCUUUGGCAAGAGGCGCAGCUACAAUGUGACAGAUCUCCAGCCAUAUUCUGCCUAUGAGCUGAGAGUAGCCUGCUUUAACAACAUGGGCAGCACCGCCUCCAACUGGACCACUGUUGUCACUCUCACUGAAGCUCCACAGUACGUGUCGCCUCUUUCAGUUGGCAGCAACCUGACAGUCAUUUGGCUGGACUGGACCGGUUCCUUUGCCUUGAACGACUACCUGAGGGAGUAUACGGUGACCGAGAGCCAGCUCAGGAUCUACAGCGGCUUCCACAGCUACCUGCAUGUUCCGCGCACAUCACAGAAAAUGCUGUCAUUUCAGGUGACUUGUACGACAAACAGUGGCAGUGCCACCACUCCUACUGUCAGAUAUAGCCCUGCUACAGGCCUUGGUCCUGUUGAACCAGAGGAUGCAAGUAAAGAGGGCGUGAGCAUGUCAGCAGCCCCGAUCUAUUCUGAGCUGUGGUUCAUUCUGCUGUUUGCGCUUCUGGGUCUCUUCUUGUUGGCUAUCCUGUUAGGCCUUCUACUGCAAAAAGCUCUAAGGAAAAAUCCAUCAGCCAGAGAUCGCCCCCCGCUGGUCAUGCUUCAGAAGAGCAGGAAGGCUGGAGGAGAGACUUACACGUUUGACACUGUAGCAGACCGUGUCGAGAUCAACAAUGUAACGCUUAAAAGUUACACAAUUUACACCGAGGGUCUUUCAGACACCAAACUAGUGGGAAGCGGUUCUGCAUUCAACCCCAUGUCCGUCCUGAGGGUGCCCAGGCAAACGGACUUGACCCAGACCUACUCCCAUCAUCCUUUGCACCAAAGCCUCACCCAGCUGAUUGACAGAAAGGCUCUUGUCACGGACGAGGGGUGCUGGGAAAACCCCCUGGAACCAGCAAUGUAUGUGGAGGAAGACUUCGCAGACACCAUCAAGUCUUUAAGCUGUGUGAGGAAGGAACACGCUACCUUCACUGAUACACAUCUUUAA